Calypte anna (Anna's hummingbird) is the source of this 3538-nucleotide messenger RNA. RefSeq names its product SWI/SNF-related, matrix-associated actin-dependent regulator of chromatin, subfamily a, containing DEAD/H box 1 (gene SMARCAD1). Gene Ontology annotation, molecular function: ATP binding; ATP-dependent chromatin remodeler activity; ubiquitin binding. NCBI's taxonomy places the organism in Eukaryota, Metazoa, Chordata, Aves, Apodiformes, Trochilidae. Gene Ontology annotation, cellular component: nucleus. The transcript has 24 exons. The record is from RefSeq and is a predicted model, not a curated record. The coding region runs from base 144 to 3197 and encodes 1017 amino acids.
ACAACACGGUACGGUCGCUGCCGCUCUCCUUGUUCCUUUACCCACGGCCCCCGCGCCCCGCCGGUGUCAGCCCCGCUGCGCUGCAGAAUCUGCCCGUCCGAGUCCGCCUUCCCUCCCGCAGGCAGGGUCGGUGAGGGAGGAAGAUGAGUCUCUACAACUUGGACCGCUUUCGCUUUGAGAGGAAGAGGCAAAACGCGGAGCAGGAAACUCCGGCUCCUUCGGCAGCCCAGGUGCAGGCAGCGAGUGGCGGUGCUGCUGUGGGGGAUGAGGAUGAAGCUACAGAUGAGAGCAGCAGGCCAGAUACCCCAGCUUCGGAUGGGACAGAGAUAACUGGGUACUCCACCAUUCCAGAAACUCCUGAAGCCAAGACAACAAGGAAACGAUCUUACCUCAGGCGUCGAAGAGGGCUCCAGCUCCUUGAUGUGUCUUCAGACAGUGAAGAUGAAGGACCAAGGAACUUUGGUGCUGUGAAAGAAAACAGAGCUCCAAGGACAGAAGUGACUGCAAUCUCUGAACAGUCUGAUGAUGGACAGUCUGAAGAUGAACUACCCCGUCUGGCGUAUGUAAAUGGUGGGGAUCAGCUGCCAGCUGUGAAGGGUGUUGAGGAAAACAUGAAAGACACAAAGCUGCAAACACUGAAGAAUAUUUUUCCUCAAAGAAGUGACCAAGAAUUACUACAAUUGGUAGAAUCAUCAAGCACAGUGGAAGAAGCAGUAGAUGCUGGUUUGAAGUUCAAUGAUGAAGUUUCCUCUCGUAAAAGAAAACUUGAAGGCUCUCCCACAAAUUGCAAAACCAGAAAUGAGCAAGUCACAAAAAAGUCAAAAGCUAAUUAUCUGGAGGAGCUAGAACCCCAAAGACAAUGGGAAAGGCAAGAAAUGCUUGUGAAGAAGCUGCAGAAUACAUUCCCUGGACUGGAUAAGGAGGAACUGAGAGAGGUUCUUCAGGAUCAUAACUGGGUGUUUCACGAAGCUCUGGAGACCCUGAGAGUAUUUGCAGAAGAUGGUUUGGAAUAUCAUCCCAAAAGUAAAUCUUCCAGCUGGAGUGAAGCCUCUGCCAACAGCAGAAGUGAUGGGAGUGCAGAGAAGCUGAAGGAGAAAUCUUCUGGGAAGGAGCAGAAUGGCUUUCAGAAAAAGGACAAAGGCAAGAGGAGCAUUUGGAGCACUAAAAGAGACACAGACGACUCGGAGGACAAGUCAGCUUCCGAAGAUGGUGACAGCUCCCUUGAUGAGGACUACAGCAGUGGGGAUGAGGUGAUGGAGGAUGGCUACAGAGCCAAAAUCCUCAGCUUCCUGCAGGAUGCUUCUCCGAGCGAACUGACUUUGAUUCCCCAGUGUUCUCAGAAAAAGGCUCAGAAGAUAAUAGCGCUCCGGCCCUUUAACAGCUGGGAAGCUCUGUUUACAAAAAUGUCUAAGACUGCUGGUUUGUCAGAAGACAUAGUGUGGAACUGCAAGAUACUACUGAAAGAGAGGGAUGUGGUUCUAAAGCUUAUGAAUAAAUGUGAAGAAAUUUCAAAAAAACUGACAAAACAAGUAACCAGGAUUACUGAAGAUGGAGAAUGUGGAUGGAACAUAGAGCAGCCUUCCAUUCUGAAUCAGAGUUUGGAACUCAAGCCGUAUCAGAAGAUUGGUUUGAAUUGGUUAGCACUGCUGCAUAAACACAGCUUAAAUGGCAUAUUGGCUGAUGAAAUGGGCUUAGGAAAAACAAUUCAAGCUAUUGCAUUUCUAGCUUAUCUCUACCAAGAAGGCAAUAGGGGUCCCCAUUUGAUAGUUGUGCCAGCUUCAACAUUAGAUAACUGGAUAAGAGAAGUUCAUCUAUGGUGUCCUGAACUGAAUGUCCUUUUCUACUAUGGAUCCCAAGAAGAUAGGAAACAUCUCAGAGUGGACAUUACUAAUAAAGUGGUCGAUUUCAAUGUGAUAGUAACUACAUACAGCUGUGCAAUUAGCAGCUCAGAUGAUCGAGGACUGUUUCGCAAGUUGAAGCUUAACUAUGCAAUUUUUGAUGAAGGUCACAUGCUCAAGAAUAUGAGCUCUGUACGAUACCAGCACCUUAUGACAAUUAAUGCAAAGAAUCGCUUGUUGCUUACGGGGACUCCAGUUCAAAACAAUCUGUUGGAACUGAUGUCCCUCUUGAAUUUUGUCAUGCCACAAAUGUUCAGCAGUAGCACAAGUGAAAUCCGAAGGAUGUUCUCUUCAAAAACAAAGAGUGCUGAAGAGCAAAGCAUCUAUGAAAAAGAGAGGAUUGCACAUGCAAAGCAGAUAAUAAAGCCAUUCAUCUUGAGAAGAGUAAAAGAUGAGGUCCUUAAGCAACUACCUCCAAAAAAAGAUCUAAUUGAAUUAUGUGCCAUGUCUGAGAAGCAGGAACAACUAUACUGUGAUCUCUUAAAUAAGUUCAAGAAAACUACUAGCAGUAAUGAGAAAAACUCUGACAUGGGAAAUGUGAUGAUGCAACUCAGAAAAAUGGCAAAUCAUCCACUCUUGCACCGUCAGUAUUAUACAGAUGACAAGCUCAGGACAAUGUCCAAGCUUAUGCUCAAGGAACCCACACAUUGUGAUGCAAACCCUGACCUUAUCUUUGAAGAUAUGACAGUAAUGACAGAUUUUGAGCUGCAUUUGCUUUGCAAGCAAUAUUCUCGUGUCAGUGACUUCAAGUUAGACAUGGACCAGAUCUUGGAUUCUGGAAAAUUCAGAGCACUGGAACAUAUUCUCUCUGACCUUAAAGAGAAGGGUGACAGAGUUGUGUUGUUUAGCCAGUUCACUAUGAUGCUGGAUAUCUUGGAAGUUUUCCUAAAACACUGGCAGCAUAGAUAUCUUAGGUUGGAUGGAAAAACCCAAAUUUCUGAUAGGAUUCAUCUAAUAGAUCAGUUCAAUACAGAUAUGGGUAUAUUUGUAUUUCUCCUGUCAACCAAAGCUGGUGGCCUGGGAAUCAAUCUGACCUCAGCAAAUGUUGUUAUUCUUCAUGACAUUGAUUGCAACCCAUACAAUGACAAGCAAGCAGAAGACAGGUGCCAUAGAGUAGGUCAGACAAGAGAAGUAAAAGUCAUUAAGCUAAUCAGUAAGGGGACUAUUGAGGAAACCAUGCUCAAAAUCAGCCAGCAGAAAUUGAAGUUAGAACAAGAUAUGACUGCAGCAGAUUCUGGUGAAGAAGGAACCAUUCCAGCAGAUAUAGCCACGCUAUUAAAAGCUUCCUUAGGUCUCUAAAAUGUAAAUAUGUUGUGUACUUAAAGGAAGAAAGGUGAUGUUUUACCCCAAGGACUUUUAUGUUACAGAUGACCAUGAGUUUUAUGAACAUUUAUAACUUUUUUAUAGUUUCUUUAUUGUAUUCCUCAUGGUAUUGAAUUUUUUUUAACACUGACAGCACUCUUCUGAUGCUUAAAAAUAGAAAGGGCCUAAAUGUGCCAACAUCAGAUGGUGAAUAAACAUUAUUUUUCAGAUCAUUUUUCAAAACAGGGACCUAAGUAGUAAUUGUUAACAAAUCUGCUACUGCCUAAGAUUUGUCAGUAUUUUUGUAAUUAUUUCUACCUCCAAAUAUAUAUAUAUAU